Molecule: messenger RNA, 1020 nt
Organism: Stylonychia lemnae
Lineage: Eukaryota; Ciliophora; Spirotrichea; Sporadotrichida; Oxytrichidae
Source: the annotation of a GenBank genome assembly
AUGGAAACCCUUAUAUCCUUAAAAAUACGUGAUUCUUACGAAAGAUAUCAGCUACAAGAACCAAUAAGCUCAGGCUCAUUUGGUAGAGUAUAUAGAGCUAAAGAUCUUAAAGACAUCAAUCUGAAAGAAGUUGCUUUCAAAUAAUAAGAUUUAAGUGCAAUAAAGUCUUUGUAUGAAGGAGAUAGAAUAAAGAUCUGUGACUUUGGAAUAGCUUCUUUUGGUACUUCUACAUUAAUGAAAGCUGGAAAGGAACUUUAUAUGGCGCCAGAAGCAAUGUUUGGAAGUUUUAAGUAUAAUUUGAAAGUAGACAUUUGGUCCCUCGGAAUAUUAAUCUACUAUCUCUGCACUGGAUCUGAAAAAAUGAAUGGAACUGCAGUUAAUUUGCUCGCUCUACAAAACAAAGAUAUUAAUCUCCCUUAGGAGUAUUAAUAAUUAUAAUCUUUAAUGAAAAAAAUGCUUAUACUUUCCCCUGAGGAAAGACCUGAUUCUUCAGAUUUGAAAUAAGAAUUCUAUUCUUUGAUAAAGGAUAAAUUAAUUUUUGGUAAUCAGAAGAAUUAGAGCGAUAAAGGUUUUGGAAGAAGGAAAGAAAUUGAAGAGGAGAAACUUGAAUUUUCAGUUGAAAAUAAAUAAAAUGAUAGAAUUAUUGAUGAUUUCAUUGAUUAAGAUUUUUCCUCAUUUUAGAAAGAAAUUUCCAAAGAAAUUGAGGAUUGUAUUGAUGAUGAAAAGUAUGAUACAUCAAUGACAUCUUAUGAUUAUAAACAGCUUGAUAAAAAGCUAGACAAGUAAUAAUUGAUGAUUAAUGAAGAUAACAAUAAAUAAAAUGAGCAAUUUUAUCGAUAUAUUACAGGCAACUCUGCACCAAUAGCUGAAAGUCUAGAACAAAUCUUAAUAAAUGAUUAAUUUGAAAUUUAGUAAUUUUCUCAUCGUUCAAAUGUAAUCCAUGAAAAGAACAAAUAAAUGAGAAAGAUAUUGGCAAAAAAGUUGUUGAAAGUAAUAAGUAAAUAAACAAAUUAGGAGUGA